Molecule: messenger RNA, 2908 nt
Organism: Lactuca sativa (garden lettuce)
Lineage: Eukaryota; Viridiplantae; Streptophyta; Magnoliopsida; Asterales; Asteraceae
Gene: UBP5
Product: ubiquitin-specific protease 5
Biological process (GO): protein deubiquitination
Molecular function (GO): cysteine-type deubiquitinase activity
Source: RefSeq, a predicted model, not a curated record
AACAACUUCGUCUAGAAAUUCAGAUGUCACAGACAUAAGCAAGAAGAAACACAGUUUCGUUCGACUUCAAAAAAUCAAAACCCUUGAAAACCCCCUUCUUAUUUUCUGGAGUGAGAAAGUGCUACAGAGAGAAGGUAUGGUGGACGUUUCAGCCACGGGCGGUAGUUCAAGAGAACUUUCGCCGGAGGAAGAGAUGCAGAUCAUACAUUCCACAUCAAUGGCAGCCGAACCUCUAACCAAAGUAGGCGAUACGUUUUGUUUAAUUAGUCGAAGAUGGUGGGAGAAAUGGAUAAGUUAUGUUACUCAAAACAAGACAGGUGGCACAAAUGAAGGAUCAUCUUCAGAUCAUCAUGAUUUAGGCAGUUCAAAUACUCCAAAAAGGCCAUCAACCAUUGACAAUUCUGAUUUAAUUUAUGAAGCAGCAUCUACAAAUUCAACCAUGGGUAUUGAGCUCCAUGAUACACUGGUAGAACACACUGAUUACAUUUUGGUCCCUGAAGAAACUUGGAAUCAAUUAUGUUCAUGGUAUGGAGGGGGUCCUAAAUUGGAUAGAAAAGUGAUAAGUUGUGGUCAAAGUCAAACUGAAUUAUCUGUAGAAGUUUACCCUUUACGCCUUCGGUUACAUUUAAUGCCAAAAGGUGACCAAUGUGCCAUAAGAAUAAGCAAAAAGGAAACAAUUGGCACACUACACAAAAAGGCUUGUGAGAUAUUUCAGCUUAAUUCGGAGCAAGUCAGCAUUUGGGAUUACUACAGCCACAGAAAACAUGCUUUGAUGAAUGACCUGGAUAAAACCCUUGAUGAUGCCAACAUACAAAUGGAUCAAGACAUCUUGGUGGAAGCCAUUGACAAUGGUGGUGGAUGUAGAAAUGAUGUUCAAGAAAACGGGUUUGCUAAAAACGAGUCAACAGGACUUAUAGAGCCUUCCAAAACUAACUAUCCAGUUCUUUCAGCAAACAAAAAUCUUCCAAAAAACAACAAUUCAGAAGUGUCACAACUUCAGAAUUUGUCUUCUGCAAUCAAAGAAUCAGAAGAUAAGACACAGACACAGACACCUGUCAGUGUUGGUGUCAGCACACGUGGCUCUUCUGGUGGCUUAACUGGAUUGCUAAAUUUUGGAAACACUUGCUUUAUGAAUAGUGCUAUUCAGUGUCUUGUUCAUACACCAGAAUUUGCUAGAUACUUUAGAGAAGAUUAUAACCAAGAGAUCAACUGGCAUAACCCUUUAGGAAUGGUGGGUGAGUUAGCUUUAGCAUUUGGUGAGUUACUUAGGAAGUUAUGGGCACCAGGAAGGACUCCAUUUGCUCCAAGGCAAUUCAAAGCAAAGCUUGCUCGUUUUGCACCACAAUUUAGUGGAUACAAUCAGCAUGAUUCUCAGGAGCUUCUGGCAUUUUUGCUUGAUGGAUUACAUGAAGAUUUAAACCGUGUGAAACACAAGCCUUACAUAAAAUCCAGAGAUGCAGAUGGUCGACCUGAUGAAGAAGUUGCUGAUGAAUAUUGGGCCAAUCACAUUGCUCGAAAUGAUUCAAUAAUUGUGGAUGUUUGCCAAGGUCAAUAUAAGUCAACUUUGGUUUGUCCUGUAUGUGAGAAGAUUUCGGUUACAUUCGACCCAUUUAUGUAUCUGUCAUUGCCACUUCAAUCAACCACCACCCGAACAAUGAGUGUCACAGUAUUCAGCUGUGACGGAAGUGCAGUGCCCACCACUGUAACUGUAACAGUACCCAAACAGGGACGUUGCAGAGACUUGAUUCAAGCACUUUCCACUGCUUGUGCUUUAAAAAACAAUGAAAAAGUCUUUCUAGUCGAGAUACGGAAUCACUUGAUUCACCGGUUUCUGGAGGAUCCUCUCAUGUCAUUAUCCUCCAUAAAAGACGAUGAUCAUCUUAGUGCUUAUAAGAUCCCCAAGUCCAUGAAAAAUACUAAAUUUCUCCAGUUAAUACAUCGUCGUCAAGAGCUGGAAACCGGAAAUGCACGGGGCACAACGGGAUGGAAGGCAUACGGGACCCCACUUGUUUUUCCCGUUUCAUGUGAUGCAACAAUCACAAGAGGCGAUAUACAAUUAAUCGUCCACACAAUGCUCUCUCCCAUGCUAAGAACCGAACCGGUCUCUAAUUCCGAACCCGAUGACGAUUCCGAUUCCAAGACGGAAUCGGAAUCACGAAAACUUCCGCUAAAGUUAGUCGACGGAAACAACGCGUGUAUCGAUCUUUCCGUUGGGGAAGAAAGAACCGUGAGAUUCCCCUCAUCAUCAAUGUCGAUACUCCUCUUCAUUGAUUGGUCCCCAAAGCUUUUGAAAAAAUACCAAACACAUUACUUGGAAAAAUUACCCGAAGUUUAUAAAUACGGGCCCACAAAGAAAACACGAACCGAGCCUCUGUCUUUGUACACAUGCUUGGAAGCUUUCUUACGCGAGGAGCCUUUGGUGCCUGAAGACAUGUGGUAUUGUCCUCAAUGCAAAGAGAGAAGGCAAGCAAGUAAGAAGUUGGAUUUAUGGAGGCUUCCGGAAGUUCUUGUGAUCCAUUUGAAAAGGUUUUCGUAUAGCAGAUCCAUGAAGCAUAAGCUGGAGACAUUUGUCAACUUUCCAAUUCAUGAUUUUGACUUGACAAAAUACGUUGCUAAUAAAAACAACUCAAGUCGUCAAGUGUAUGAACUCUAUGCGUUGACAAAUCACUAUGGUGGCAUGGGAAGUGGUCACUAUACUGCAUAUAUUAAGCUUAUUGAUGAAAACCGGUGGUACAACUUUGAUGAUAGCCACAUAUCAGCCAUUAAUGAAGAUGAUGUCAAGUCAAAUGCUGCUUAUGUCCUCUUUUACAGAAGGGUCAAAACCGAUGACAAUGGAUCUUAAAACCCACAUUUGUAUAACAUAUUAAGAUUAUUAAUAAUAAAAAACAUGUGCACUAGAUCUUAAAAA